AUGCCACGUAAAAGGACUCGUACAACCACAACAGCUUCUUGGACAGUGGAUUCAUUAGAAAAUGCAGUAUCUGUCCUCAAAAGAGGAGGCAUUUCGGUGUACAAAGUAUCUCAACAAACAGGUAUUCCUUACAGCACUCUAAAGAAGAGGUACAAUUUAGCGAAAGCUGGCGGUAGUAGCUACAAACACUCUCCUAAGCUGGGAAGAUCCACUGUAUUUAACGUUGCCCAAGAAGAAAUACUGGCUAACCAUCUUCGGACUAUGUCUAAUAAAUUUUAUGGUUUAACAAGAGAACAGUUUCGCAAAGUAUGUUACAGUGUAGCUAAACAACUAGGUAUUGAGAAACGAUUUAACCAAGACAAUCAAACUGCAGGAAAAGAUUGGCUGGCUGGAUUUUUGCAGCGUCAUCCAGACUUAAGUAUUAGAAAGGCAACAUCAAAUCAGGCUGAGCAACCACAUGCUAGCCCUGCAACAAGUCCAUCUAUUUUUUGUGAUCUGCAAAUUGAAACGGAAAUUAUUCAAAGGGAAGCUGCUGUAACUCCAGUUUCUAUUCCAUCGACAUCAUCACACACUAUCAGACCUAUCGCAACUCCGCCCAAUAUUGACUUUGCUAAUGUUGUCUCCAUUGUCAGCCCACUGCCCCAACAACUCAUCUCUCAAAAACAAAAACCGUUGAAGAACAAACAGCAUUCUGAAAUAAUAACAAGCACUCCAAUGAAAGCAGUAUUUGAAGAAAAGAAGAGAAAAAGAACUGAAAAGGAGAAUAAGAUAAAGACAAUUAAGAAAAAUAAAGGAAACUGUGAUAAAGAAAAUUGUGUCAAGGGAAAAUGUGCCAAAGGAAAAUGUAUUAAGAAGAAACAUACCAAAGAUAAAGAGAUUAAAAGCAAGAAGACUACAACCAGAAACACAAGGAUCAGAAAGGCAACAAAAUAUUUGUUUAAAAGUGAUGAUGAAAACUCAUCUCUUGACCAAAUCGACGAAAAUGCUAUCUGCGAUGAUGAGUCAGAAUAUUCUGAAGAGGAGAAUUUAUGUGCAAUUUGUUUAGAUCUUGGAAAAAAUGGAGAGAUGUGGUACCGAUGCAGAAGUUGCGGAAACUGGGCCCACAAAGAGUGUACUGGUAGUGAUAGUCCAGAUACUUAUAUUUGUGCAUUUUGUUUGGAUCCGUAA
Danaus chrysippus (African queen) is the source of this 1167-nucleotide messenger RNA. Lineage: Eukaryota; Metazoa; Arthropoda; Insecta; Lepidoptera; Nymphalidae. The record is from the annotation of a GenBank genome assembly.